AUACACUCGAAGUCUACAACACUAUACAGUACAGAAGACAAAAUCCAAAUACUCUCUCUCUUCUCUCUCUAUGCCCUUUGAUCCGGCGUUCUCUUCUCGUUCUCGUCUUCUCGGAGAUGGAGAGGCUCGCGGCUUCGGCGGUGGUGGCGGUGGCGCUGUUGGUGGUGGCAGUCACGUUCUCUCUCAGUCUCCUGUUUUUCGCCGGUGAAUCUGCCAACAAUUUCACCGGAGACACGAAUCUCGGCCGCAAGCCAGAGCUUAAGGGUUUGUGCGAUGAUCUCAUCGAACGCUAUGGUCAUCCUUGCUCCGAACACGAAGUGCAGACAAAGGAUGGUUACAUAUUGGGCCUUCAACGUGUCUCAUCUCGGGCCAAGAUCUUGAGAGAACAAAAGGGUCCUCCUGUUCUUCUCCUGCAUGGACUCUUUAUGUCUGGUGAUGCUUGGUUUUUGGAUUCUGUGAAUCAAUCAUUGGGCUACAUUCUUGCUGAUCAUGGUUUUGACGUUUGGGUCGGAAGUGUGCGUGGGACACGUUGGAGUCAUGGACAUGUAUCUUUAUCAGAGAAAGAUAAGGAAUUUUGGGAUUGGAGUUGGGAGGAAUUGGCUCUUCAUGAUCUUCCAGCAAUGCUCCGUUAUGUAAAUAAGAUUUCAAACUCCAAAGUAUUCGUUGUUGGGCAUUCACAGGGUACAAUCAUGUCUCUGGCUGCUUUCACUGAGCCAGACAUAACAAAAAUGGUUAUGGGUGCUGCCCUUCUUUGUCCUAUAACAUACUUGGAACAUGUCAGUGCUCCAUUUGUUCUUAGACUUGUUAGCAUGCAUCUUGACCAGGUGGUUCUCGCAUUGGGCAUUCAUCAACUUAAUUUUAAAAGUGAACUUGGCGCUCAAAUCUUGGAUUUUGUAUGUGAUGAUGGGCGUGUAGACUGCAACGACUUGCUAACUUCCAUUACAGGGAUAAACUGUUGCAUUAAUAUCUCUCGAAUUGAUUUCUAUCUUGAAUAUGAACCUCAUCCAUCAUCAUCAAAGAAUCUGAAUCAUCUUUUCCAGAUGAUCCGUAAGGGUACCUUUGCAAAGUAUGACUAUGGAAAGUUGAAAAACAUCAAAAGAUAUGGCCAGUUUAAACCCCCCAAAUUUGAUCUUUCUCGUAUACCCAUAUCUUUGCCGUUAUGGAUUGGGUAUGGGGGAAAUGAUGCCUUAGCAGACAUGACAGAUUUGCUGCACACUCUUAAGGAAUUACAGUCCGACCCAGAGUUGCUUUAUCUUGAGAACUAUGGUCAUGUAGACUUUCUUUUGAGCGUGACAGCAAAGAGAGAUGUUUAUGAUAGUAUGAUCGGGUUUUUCAGAUCAUUGCGGGGAAAGUCUAGUAUUUCGUCUUUGUAAGAUAUGACCAUUGCUUUCACAUAGACUUGUGCAUAUUUUGUAAAUGAUUUUUUCUUUCCACGGUUAUAUAUUUGUUAAGUCAAUGAAAAAUGCCGAGAAUUUGUGUAAGCUGGUAACAAAGGCGGAGCAAUUUUAAAAUUUUCAGAAGUUCCUUUCGUACUUA
Camellia sinensis is the source of this 1536-nucleotide messenger RNA. RefSeq names its product lipase 1. NCBI's taxonomy places the organism in Eukaryota, Viridiplantae, Streptophyta, Magnoliopsida, Ericales, Theaceae. Gene Ontology annotation, biological process: lipid metabolic process. Gene Ontology annotation, molecular function: hydrolase activity, acting on ester bonds. The record is from RefSeq and is a predicted model, not a curated record.